AUAUACAAAUAUAUCUUUUUUCUAGGUCUUUAAUGAUAAAUGUAAAGUCUCGUAAGAAACGAAAGAAGAACGAUCAGAUUCUUCUAGAGGGCUAUAGACUAGUCAAACAUGGGACAGAAGUUGGAGUAAAACCCAAAGCUAUUUUUCUUUUUCCAGAUCAUCUGACAUUAUUUAUUUAACUUUGUACGAAGAUGUUAAAUUAUUUCAGAUUCCAUAUAAAACAAUACAAUUGUGGAGUAAUUUAGCAACUUCUCCUGGAAUUAUAGGUAGGUUUAUAUUACUAUCUAAUUAAGUGUCAUACAUGUAAUGUCAUAUAAUUACUACACGCACAUUAACUAUGCGUAAAAUUAUAUUUAUUAUGUGCAAAAUUACACAACAAGCAAAAGAAUAAUUAUGAUUUUCUUUUCACCUAAUCAUUAUGGAAGCGCUGGAUUAAGAAGAUUUAAAAAUGCAAGGACAGAAUGUAUCAGAUGGACUAGCACCGAAUCUGUGUCAUUUGCAAAAGCCAUGAGUAAAGAUGGAUGUACGGAUGAAAAACAAUGAAAAGAGAUGAUGUUUACAGCCAUAAACGAACAAAACGACUGCAACCGAGGUCAUUAUUAGAUAUCAGAUGAAUAUAUCGAUUAGUGAAAGAUUAUUUCAAACUACUCGAUGCUUUAAUGAAGUCUUCUAUUAACAAAUUAUUUAAAGAUAUAAAAUUUAUUUUUCUGCUCAGCCUUCAUUUGGACAAGGUGUCGAUAGGCACUUAUUUGGUUUAAAAAUGAUAGCUUCUAUCGAAUCAAUGUGUCUUCCAGAAUUGUAUAAGGAUGUUGCAUAUAUUAAAAGUACAUACUAUGAUUUAACAACGAGUCAAGUAAGAAAUAAACAUAGUUAUUCCGAAUAAACAUGUUUACAAUUGUGGAUACAAGUUUUGAUGUAAUUCUCUAAUCAACAGGUACCUCAUAAAACAUCGUCAUUUAUGUGUUACGGUCCGGUUGUACCAGAAGGUUACGGUUGUUGUUAUAAUCCUCGAGAGAACGAUAUUCUCUUUCGUUGCUCUCCCUUCAAAUCCAGUACAAAAGCAGACGCAACACAAUUUGCCAACACUUUAAAAGAAACUUUGUGUCGGAUGAGAAACUUAUGUAAUGUUUGAUUAUAUUGAUAUACUAUGUAAUAGUAUAAAUAUAUAAUUAUUUCAUUUGUUAACUUGGAUAGAUUAUCCAUACGCUAUAUUGUUUUCAUAAUUUAUAUUUAAACAAUAAAAUUCUCAAUUUCUAAGCAUAAUAUAAAAAAUAUUUAAUAUCUAUUUGAAUUUUUUUCUUUGGGGGAAAAAAAAAGGAGGAAUCGUCGAAAAAAAAAGGAAGCAAUGUUCCCAGCGCGAUUUAUCAAAGUGACCUCUCAUCUUUGUAUAAUUUUUUUUUUAUUUUUGAUAACAUACAAUAUAAAAUAUUACAAAAUUAACUAAGUUGUGAUGAAAAUAUAUAUAUUCUAUUAUUGUUGUCUACCCGUAAUAUUCCACAUGAUAUUGUACUUCUUAUGGUUGUGUUUAUACAAUAAUUGAUAUAAAUAAAAAUAAUCUAUACCGUACAAUGAAAAUUUUUGACUGCGUACAUAUUUGUAUACUCUCCUCUGUUCAACCGAUCGAAUUUUAAAAAUAAUUUAGCAUGUAAUUAUAUAACGUAUUACAAGCAGAAAUAUUAUCAAUUCGAAUAAAGAAAGCUUUCGUGUAUAUAAUAUUUCAAGAAAAUUGACCUAAAUAUACCCAUAAUUCCACGUAUUUUCUAAGUUCAAUAGUAAUUGUAUUUCCACCAUCUUGCUGAAUUUCUCCUUCCAUGUAUGCCUUUUAAAGGGACUUAUUACGUCAGCACAUUUUACUCAUAUAUACGCUAGUAUUUAAAGACAAACGAAAAUAACCAACAAUCAGUGGACGACAAUAAGUGAGGAAAAAAAUGAAAUGGAAAAUAUUUAGCGAGUAACAUCGAGAAGUCUUGUUCUUUUGUCCCAUGAUGUUGAAUCUUGUCCUAUGUAAUGCGGUAUAUAAUAUAUAUAUAUGUAUAUAUGUUUAUAUAUGUAUAUAUAUUAUAUAUGUGUAUGUAUAUAUAUAUAUAUAUAUAUGCUUACACACACGCACACAUAUAUAUACAUAUGCACUUAAUUUUUUAUUAAUAUUAUUUUCAUGUAAUAUAAAAUAAUAAUAAUAAUAUUUCACUUCGUAUGUAUAUAGGUAUAUGAAAAAUCGAUUGAGCUAUGCGCAGUAGACAGAUCUGCUGAUUGGUAACUCUUUCCUGAGGUAGACCGUAUCUAUGGCCAUUAGUAAAAGGUGAUUAGCACAAUACCCAACGUACAAUACUUGUCAGUCAUCUUCUCUUGUUGAGGGCGUGUACUGCAUCGUAUAAGAAAAAAAUUUUAAGUUCCUAUUAGUUAUUAAAAACGUUAAAACGUUCAAGAAAAAGUUACAUUUCUCAAUUUCGAUAGCACCUCAUUCAAUUAUUUUUAUUCAGUAAAGAUGGUUAAAACGGCAAUAAUGAUUUUACAAGAGUUAGGAGUGAAAGAGGGCUUCUUACCAGUUUACACAUUGCUUCGUUCAGAAACUGGUAAGCACAUAAAUAUAUUUACUUAUGAAGUAAAAUAUAAAGAUUUCUCAGCAACUGGACAAGCUUUGAGUAAAAAAGAUGCGAAGCAGAAAGCAGCUCAGAAUAUGUUAACAUUAUUGGAAGACCCAAAUGAUAUUUCCAAGACGAGACCACUAUCAUCAUCAAACGACAUUUAUCCUGAUGCUUCCCCUUCAACAUCAGGACAAGCUUUUCUAGAUUCAACAUUAAUGCAUGAAGACCUUAAAAAUUAUGUUGGAUCUUUGCAAGAAUACUGUGUAGAAAAUAAAUUAACGCAGGCAGAGUAUCAAAUUACUGAUAUAACUGGCCUAGCACACGAACAAGUGUUUACCAUGUCCUGUACAGUAGGGUCAAUAACUGAAGAAGCAACGGGAACUACAAAAAAGCAAGUCAAACAAAGAGUAGCAAAAAAGAUAUUAGAACGUCUCACAAAUACUAAUGAUCCGUCAGUUGCAAACAAAGAUGAAUGCGGAUCUUAUAAUCCUUUUGAAGACUGUGACAAGUUGUCUGACAUAGACAAUGAUGUUCUUGACAAGUUAAGUUUAAAAAUAGAUAAUUGUAAACUAAACGAAACCAAAUCUCAAGCAAAUAAGAAAAAAAAAUAUCUAGAUGCAAAGGUCAAGAGUUACCUAGGACGAAUAUUUCAAAAUGAAGUUAUUGAUUUCGAAAAUUAUCAUUCGUUCUUCAAACAGUACGUUUACAAUACUGUUUGCAAUGGUAGCGAGGAAAAAUUCAUGGAAAUAUUUAAUACUGUCAAGAGCUUUAAGACGAAUUUUACAGAUAUAGAGAAAUGUGACAUCGUAACUUUAACUUCUCUGGAACAGGAGAUUUUAACAUAUAUUCAAGAGAAAAUGAAAUUAUCCAUAGAAAGAAAGAUUAUUGGUUCCAAUGAUCCAUCGCUACAGUUAACUGUUUUUAGAAUAAAUGCUCCUAUACCUAUAACUCAAAUUGGAGCACAUAAAGAUUCUAUGGUUUCAGGAGCAAUAGCUCUAGCUAAUAUUCUUGACACGAUUAUAACAUUCUUGGAGUAAAUGUAAAUGUCCAAUUUCUUACAGUUGUUCUUACAAUUUUACGUUCUGACAUUUACUUUUUGAUAUUAUAAUUUAUAUAUGUCGAUAUCACAAUUUAUACAAUCGUAAUUGUGUUCGCAAUUGUGAUAAUAAUCGUGACAAUAAUCGUGAUCGUGAUCGUAGUCGUAGUCGUAAUCGGGAUCUUAAUCUUAUUCGGAAUCUUAAUCUUAACCUUAAUCUUAAUCGGAAUCGUAGUCGUGAUCGUGAUUGUAGUUGUAGUCGUAGUCGUAAUCCGAUUCUUAAUCUUAAUCUUAAUCGGAAUCAGAAUCGUGGUCGUUAUCGUGAUCGUAGUCGUAGUCGUAGUCUUGAUCGUGAUCGUGUUGUGAUCGUAGUCAUAGUCGUACUAGUAAUCAUGAUUGAUGUCGUAAUCGUUGUUGUAAUUGCAACGUAAUCGUAAUAGUAAUCAAAUGUAAUGGUAACCCUAAAAAAGAUUUUAUACCUUGAGGCUUUACAUAAUCUAUGAAAUUAUAAUCGUAUAAGUAUAUUUUAUAAACUUUUAAAAUCCAUUAAAGUGAAUUUAAGACUUGAAAUAUUUAUUAUAAAAGAAAAUAAAAAAUAAAUGAUCAAUAUAAAAUGUUAGACUGUAAGCGUACAAAUAUAUUUUAUGUCUCGAUAUUUGAUAUAAAAUGUAAAAUUUUAAUCGUAUAAAUAUAUUUUAUUACCUUGACUUUGUUAUAUGUAAACUAAGAAACUGUAAAUGUAUAAAUAUAGUACAAAAUCUUGACGUUUUACAAGAACCGAAAUUGUAACAACAAAAGGCAAAUAAAAAUGGCUGUAAAAGUACUUGUCAUCGUGUUACGUGUAUAAAGAAAAUUCCCUAUUCGAAACAUGUUAUUUUUGGUUUGAAAAGUUAUUAGGCGGGAAUAUAUGAAUUUACCCGUAUUUCAGUCAAUGCUUUUCUUCUAAUUUCUGCAUUAUUCUCUGCAUUAUUAUUUAUUUGUUUAUUAAAAAAUUACUUAUUUAUUACAUUAAAAAAUUAAUUAUUUAUUUUAUUAAAAAGUUAUGAAUGAAAGUUUGAAGAUAUACGUCUUAAUCGCUGCCAAUUUAUUGUCAAUUGAUUUGAAAUAUACAGGAAGGGACGCUAUUCAUGAAAAUCGUUCAAACGCGAUAAUUUCCGCUUUAUUUAUAACCUAUAAAUAAGUGUUAAAGGAAUUGUGAAAUAAUGCUGUUCAGUAUAAGACAACUACACUUGAGAGUGAUUUGUAAUAGAAAAAUUUUGGAUACAUUUAUUGCUAAACCUACAACAAAUCUACAAAGAAAAU
This is a messenger RNA of Vespula vulgaris, 4923 nucleotides long. Its product is annotated as RISC-loading complex subunit tarbp2-like. The coding region runs from base 2486 to 3622 and encodes 378 amino acids. The transcript has 2 exons. The record is from RefSeq and is a predicted model, not a curated record. NCBI's taxonomy places the organism in Eukaryota, Metazoa, Arthropoda, Insecta, Hymenoptera, Vespidae.